AUGUCUCAGCAUCCCAUCAUUUCGCAGCAACGGUAUCCCAGCACGCCACGAGAUCCCACAUCGGCUCUCCAGUCCGACGAUUCAGCGCAGGAUGACACCAAGUUCUACCAGAGUGUAAUCAUCGAUGCGAACCCUGGAAGGCGAAAAGCGUGCGACAGGUCUGGCAUGCUGCCUUGCCGUCCCGUUGCCAAUGCCGUGGCCAAUUUCGCCUGUGGUCGCAUCUUCUCGCCCUAUGACGACGAUGCCGCAGCAAAGCCGGACCCCCUCCUUCGACCCGCCGCCUGUCGACAGCUCAAGCUGCAGCGCCGCUUCUCAUUAGACGGUGUCGCGACGUGUAAAAAGAAGCGUCCUGCAGCGCCGCAGUGCGUGGUACCGCCAGCAGCAUCUGCCCGCCGUGUGUUUCGAUUCGUCCUCGCACGCAAGCAUAGUAUAGAUCCAGCGGCGGCGGCGGUGGCCCUGGAUACCGUCUUUGUCCCGUGGAACUGUGGCACAAGAGGCGGCAUCAAUGGCGCAUGGCUGCUCAUCCUCGCUGGCCUGGCAAACGCGGAUAGUGGCAGUGUUGACGGCUCCCAAGAAUACUCGACAUCUUUCCUUAGCCGGAUGGUCAACGCACGGUCGAAUCGUAGGAACGAUAGGCGUUGUUGUUGGUUAAAUCGAGAAAGGACUAGUGGUGUCGAGCUUUGGGUGUUUGAUGAUAUUAUCGACUAUCUUGAGCUCCCGGGUAUCUUGGGUCGUAUUGGUCUUGAGCUUCUGACAGCUGAUAAGAACUUGAUGCCGUGGGUACAGAUACAGCCGUCGUGUCGCACAUGUAUGAUGCAUGUCGAACUACCUGGCUGGUGGCCGCAAAUUGACGGGAACAAUCCUCGGACGAAGUUGACCUGUUGGAUUGACAAAGUGGGCAAGCUAGGACAAAGAUCAAGGCACGUCAUUAGAAAUCGAUGGAGUCGAAGCAGCCGAGGUGCAAUCAUCAAGGAGAAAAGCAGCCAGCGGAAGCUGCCUCACUUAUUAUCUGCCUCAGCAGGCGCCUUACGACUGCAAGGAAGGAAGAAGGUUAAUCUGAAUCCGUACUCCGUACACCGCCCCCUGAGCGACUUUCCACUAAGGAUGGCUAAGCUUCACAACCUGGCACAAAAGGAAUCCUCCUCCACGAGUCCACAGAAGCCUAAAGCCACCACCGAGACUGGCCUGAAUGAGAAUGCAGAAACAAUUAUGGGCUUUAUUACUCCUGCCGCCUGCGUGCCGUGGUGCCCUCCAGCUCUGUCAUCGCGGGAGCGCCGUACUAUGUCCGCGGGAUCCAGCAUCGGAUGUCGAGUUGCCUUGCACUUUGUAUCCGUACAGAGCUCACGGGUCCCCUGCCUGCCGCACGCUUGCUCGGUGAGGUGGAGAGCUGGCGGUAAGAAAGCAGCACAAGUGGGGAGGUACUUUCCAAAUAUCCCGUUUGGGCGAGCCAGCCCGUCAGAGCGGGAGGAGCGACCCCACGGCACCCUAGCGUCUCUAGCGUCCUUAGCGUGGAAAAAGGCACAGGCAGCAGGCAGUCUUUGGCCUAUGAACUUGGCAUCGCUGCAUGAAGAGCGCAUACUGUGCGGGGAUCCUAAUGGUCUAGAGAGUAAAAACUCUCAGGGAGGUACUUAUCACCUUAUCUGUACCAAAGACCGUGGUCUGAGAGAACUCUCGGCAUUGAGGCUGGAAAGGUUCGAAUCGAGCUUGAGUGAAGCCACUCGCCAAGUGCGGCUCGCCGCACAUGAUUACACUUUCAUCAUCACAACAAGCUGCCCGGCUCAGUCAAUCUAUCUGAAGGGCCUCGCAGAGUAUGAGACUUCCUUGGCUCAAGUUACUAUAACCGAAACCAACGAACGCUACUGUACUCGGCUGGCUAACUCCGUAGUUCGAUGUCGAUUGGUCAUCAUCAACACGACGAAAGGAAAGAAAAAAGAGAGCAAAAAAGACAGACUCACCUAUACAUCCCGGCCGUACACAGUGCUCGCGAUUGACCGCUUACUCGGUAAUUUCUUCCUUCUCAUUUCCCGCGGGGCGAUUCAGUACAAGCGCAGAAAAUUCCCAAGGCAACCAGACCUUGUCCGUGUAUCCGUGCCACCCCUGCGAGCUCUCAUGGGCCCACUCUGGCUUCUGGCACACUGGAACCAUCUCGACCCUUGCUCUGUUUCUUGCUUCUUUCUCGUUUCUCUUUCAUUGCUCUCUGUGACCUGCGGCCUGCCUCGCCUCUUCACCACCUCAAUCUGCUGCAGUUCUCCGGAUCAAGGAGACCCCCAGCUCGUCGUCUCGCCAAUCCAGAGGCUUCCACUACCCCCAUUGUGCAGUCCAAUGCUCCAGUUCAACGAUUUUGCAAGCUGCACGUCUUCCCUCCUCAUCUUGCAGGCGGCGAGCACCUCCUUUAUACCUCCCUUUCAUAGUAUGCCUCAGCAGAUGGUGCAAAUAGUUGUCCGUGACGGUAGAACUCCAGCGUUGUAUCGGAGCCGUCUUCAUACGCGGGUCCUGUUGGUUGUUUUGGCUGUGGCGCUGGGCCGACACAAGUACUCUGUACAAAUGACCCUUUUCCCUCCCCACGUCCCAUCUGGAACCAGUCUGGUCUGGUCCAACGCAAACAAGCUCCAAGGCCUGCCUUACAAUAUUACCUGUACCGCACCUUACCUUAGCUUAGCAGACCCGACCCGACCUUACUGUACCCGUGUCCACCUACCUACUACCUCCUGGCUCCUGCUCUUCCUUCAUGCCCAGGUCCCUAUCCAAGAAAUCAUCCACUCUCACUACCUUGCACUUCUUCCCUCCUUCUCUCUUCCUCAGUCUGUCCCCUCUCUCCCUUUUUCACUUCUUCUCUCCCCCCUCCCCCCCUUCCUCCUGACUGUCACCUGCUUUCUUCCUCACCCACACUCAACCCUCUCCAAGAGACAGAGGCUCCAAUUCUACGCGUGCCCUUCGCAAUUUCGGCCCAGAGGUUUCCUGAUUCUCCUCCUCCGCCCUACUUCCCUCUCCAUUCCUCUCUCCCUCUCCCACUUGCUGUCUACAGUCGCUGGUCUCGCUCUCCCUCGAGCAAAUUCCACCCCCCAGUCAGGCUUCGCACAUUUCUCCAAGCCUCUUAUCGGCUGCUUGCCUCGACAGACAGACAACCUCGCCUUCCGUCGUCGACCUUCCUGA
Messenger RNA from Colletotrichum lupini, 3153 nucleotides. RefSeq lists its product as uncharacterized. Lineage: Eukaryota; Fungi; Ascomycota; Sordariomycetes; Glomerellales; Glomerellaceae. The coding region runs from base 1 to 3153 and encodes 1050 amino acids. The transcript is spliced from 28 exons. The record is from RefSeq and is a predicted model, not a curated record.